GAUAUUGACGAAUGCGAUCAAAAUAUUCACCAGUGUAACAAGAACGCAGCUUGUAAUAACACAAAGGGAUCUUACAGUUGUACCUGCAAUACUGGUUUCCAUGGAGACGGAUACAACUGCACAGGUAUCCCAGUAUUUCUUUUGGGUCCUUGUUAUUGUUGUUGUUUGUCCUUAGUUGUUUUAAACAGUGGCAUUGAAACAGAACAGCAGCGUAUUUUUAUACCUCAUUUACUUUAUUCGAAUGUGUCGCAUUCACCAGUAACUCGUACACGAGUUGCACCACUUGAAUCUCACUUUCUCGACUUGACUUACAAGCAGUGAUUAUUGGACAUGACUGAAUCUGCAAGAAAGACAGCAACAAUGAUAAUGAUAAUACUAAUGGUUAUAUUAUUAUUAUUACUACAAAGAAGUUAUCGGUGAAGCAUGAUUCUGCGAUGUGUGGCUCGCUACAUUCAACGUUGCUUGUUCUGUGAUAAGGCGAGGGGUUGAAAUGAUUCACAGUAUUUCAAAAUUGUUCUACAUAUAGACAAAUGUCAAGAAAUAAGAUGUGGAGCGAACGCAACUUGUACUAACACAAAAGGAUCUCUCAGAUGUACCUGCAACACUGGUUUCUAUGGAGGCGGAUACAACUGCACAGGUAAGCCAGUAUCAUUGCCAACUCGGUUGAAAGCGAUUGCAAAAGACAGCAAUACCUGAUCACUAUCAGAAAAAACCCCUCAAAUAUGACGUUUACUGGUGUGCCAUACGAAGCGGAAUAUUCUUUCUCCCUCUAGCGUAUUUUUUUUUUUAAAAAAACUAGCGCCUUAAAGGGGCUGUUUGACGUCUGUCUAGUUCAUUUUGUCAAUAAUGCCAAUCAUAUGUCCUUAUUGACCCUUAUUCGCAAUUUGGAAGUUGAGAUAUAACUUCUGAUAACGAAAAAAACACCAACAAGAGCCAACUAAUCUCGGAGAACGUUUGAACAUCCUUUUAAGGGUCCUAAAAAAAGUUUGAUAGUCUCUUUCAUUUGCAUUUGAUAAUGGUGACGUGUCGUCGCCGAAACGUCUUGUUUUAAUAGCGUUGCUUUUCAUCCUUUAGAGAAAUAACUUGUGAAUUGAAAUCACAACUUUGUGUCAAACAAAUAUGUCUCCCAAGCAUCAUAUCAAACGUUACAAAUAACAACAACAAAAAAACUCUGAAAAACUGUUAGGUUGACAAGUUUUCAAAAACAGCCAUUGUAAUCAGUUUUAAUCUUCUUCAAGUUUGUCCAUCAGUAACUCCCUUUGUGGUGUUAUAAUAAUUAUACCUUUUUUUUGAACUUUUUAGCAGUUAUUUUAUUUAUGUUUCACUCAAUUUGUUGGCAUUUCCUACUGUUUAAAUUUUGAUAGAUUUCGUGACACAUCUCCUUUAAAUACCAACGUGUUUUCUAUAUCCUAAGGCGUUUUUAGAAAUCAGGAGAAAAGCGUUCGCACUGAAUGUUUCUCUGGCCAAUUUCAUACGAACAAAUUAUUUUCUCAUCUCACAGUCACAGUCAUUUCACACUGUCCGGAGCCCAAGACCCGGAGCGAGCAACUUCCAUGCGCUCGUGUCAAGGCGUUCUCACGACGGACGAACGGUUUUGGUGCGAAUUUUGAAUACCACAAACCAGUCAGCAAAACAUGAUAUUUUUUGUCUUUUUAGUUUUCCUUUUUAAUAUCUUAUACUUCGAAUGCGCCCAUGGACAUGGUGGAGAUUCUAUUUUCGCGGGAAAAAGUGCCCUGAAAUGUGUCUAAAAAUAAACCGGUCCGUAAAAACGCCAUGACAUAGACCUAGUAUGGGAGUUCCUCGCUCCUGAUUAUGGGCUCCCGGCACUGUCAUUUAUCUUUAUCUUCUGUUCCCACUAGAGUGUUACACUAUAUUUGACUUCGAAGAUCAUAAUCUAUCACAGUGGACUUUGACUGGUACUGCAUUCAAUAAUCAGCCAACAUACGGGGAUAUCCCAUCAGCCCGGCGGGGAGGGCAUUUUAGCAACCACAAAGGGGAUUGGUGGAUUGGUACCUUCGAGAAUCGGCCCAGUCCCUCUUAUCCGGUUGGAAGAUAUCAAUACGAUAGUCCUCAAGGUUCAAUGACGUCACCUGGUUUUUCGAUCACUGGAAAGUCCCUCAGGUUCCUGAUUGGAGGAGGCUGUGAUCCUAGUUUUCAAGACCUUCGUGCGGAGCUGAUAAUUGAAGGGCAAGUUGUUCUCGUUCAGACAGCUAAGAGGUGUGCUGAAGCCAUGACAGAGAAAAGCUGGAAUGUAACGAGUUACGUUGGUAAACACGCUCAGUUGCGGUUGAUUGACCAUUCUUCAGGAGUCUGGGGUCACCUUAAUUUUGAUCACUUUCAAGCGUGCCAUAAACUGAUUUAA
Porites lobata is the source of this 2362-nucleotide messenger RNA. NCBI's taxonomy places the organism in Eukaryota, Metazoa, Cnidaria, Anthozoa, Scleractinia, Poritidae. The record is from the annotation of a GenBank genome assembly.